UUUCAAUUCCCUCACUCUCCAUUAACCCACUUGGGCCUCUGCGCUUCUAGGAACGAUGUCGAAUGUGGGAAAACUACUUAAAUGGUUGUAAAACCUCCCCAGUUCUUAAAGUUAUAAUUACUUUCAAUACAAGAUCUAUCAAAUCUCCAAACCAUUAAAAACAUGAAAAACGUAUUCAGAUCCUUGAUUACAUUAGUAUUAUUACUCAGUAGCAUUGCAAUUGCUGCUCCAACCACUUUACUUGCCCCAAGUAAUGAUCCAUUUUAUUCUCCACCUGAAGGAUAUGAAAGUGCUGCUGUUGGUACUAUCUUAAAAUCAAGAGUUACUCCUCAACCAGUCAGAAGUGUUUAUGUUACUGUUAACGUUAAAAAUGCCUGGCAAUUAUUAGUUAGAUCUGAAGAUUCAUUUGGAAAUGCCACUGCUAUUGUUACAACUAUCAUUGAACCACAUAAUGCUGAUCCAUCUAAACUUCUUUCCUAUCAAUUCUUUGAAGAUGCUGCUAACUUAAGUUGUUCAAUUUCUUAUGCUCUUCAAUUCAAUGCUCCAGUAUUACCAGUUAUUCAAACCGAGUUUGAAAUGUACUUCCUUGAAGCUGCAUUAGAACAAGGUUGGUAUGUCGUUGCUCCAGAUUAUGAAGGUCCAAAAUCAGCUUUCACUGCUGGUAGACAAGCAGGUCAUGCUGUUUUAGAUUCAAUUAGAGCCACUUUACAAUCAAACAGUAUUUCUGGUGUCAACUCCGAUGCCAAGGUCGCACUUUGGGGUUAUUCCGGUGGAUCUCUAGCUAGUGGAUGGGCUGCAGCUCUUCAACCAGCUUAUGCUCCUGAACUUAGUACCAACUUGAUUGGUGCUGCAGUUGGUGGAUUUGUCACCAAUAUUACUGCUACUGCUGUUGCUGUUGAUGGUGGUCCAUUCACAGGUUUAGUUCCUUUAGCCGUUAAUGGUUUAAUGAAUGAAUAUCCAGAAGUUGCUCCAAUUGUCCAAGCUCAAAUGUCUGCUUCUAACUAUCAAUCAUUUUUACAAGGAAGUCAACUUUGUAUGAUUCCUGGUGCUCUUAGCUUUAUCGGCAAAACCUUCUUUACUGGAGCUAACAAAUAUUUUAAUGAUGGUCUUGCCUUCUUCCAAAAUCCAACUGUUGCCAGCAUUGUUGAACAAAACACAUUAGCUGUCAAUCCAGAUGCAGAAGUUCCUCAAAUUCCAUUAUUCAUUUAUCAAGGUGUCAUUGAUGCUGUUGUACCAGCUGUUGGUGCCGAAAGAGCUUACAAAAAUUGGUGUGCUUGGGGAUCUCCAUCCAUUGAACUUGCUCUUGAUAGUACCAAUGGUCAUGUUACUGAAACUUUCAUUGGUGCUCCGGCUGCUCUUACCUGGCUUAUUGAUAGAUUUGAAGGUAAAGCUCCAGUUCAAGGAUGUACUUCUACCACCAGAGUUAGUAAUCUUGAAUAUCCUGGAACUCCAGCUUCUCUUGUUAUUUACUUCCAAACUGCUUUAGCCAGUAUUAUUCAAUUGCCAAUUGGACCUUUAAUUCAAUUCUUACCCACUUUGUGAUCUAUAUGUUUUAUAUUUAGAAUAGAAAAGCGAUAGUGUUUUUAGUUUUAUAAAAGUUGAUUUUUUUCCCGUGUUUAAUCUUUUUUUUACAGCCAAAACAUUUCGUAGAAUCAAAUUCAAGCUUAUUCAUCUAAACAUCUAUCAAUCAAUCAAAAUAUGGCUGAUUUAAGUUCUUAUAAUAUCAAGAAGUACUCUGUACUCAAGGGGGA
Molecule: messenger RNA, 1751 nt
Organism: Scheffersomyces coipomensis
Lineage: Eukaryota; Fungi; Ascomycota; Pichiomycetes; Serinales; Debaryomycetaceae
Product: lipase family protein
Exons: 1
Coding region: 163-1542 (459 amino acids)
Biological process (GO): lipid catabolic process
Molecular function (GO): triacylglycerol lipase activity
Source: RefSeq, a predicted model, not a curated record